AUGGCGGACACGGAGCAGAACCUCAGCCUGGCCGACGCACUGACCGAGCCCCCGCCGCAAAUCGAGGAGGAGGUGAAGCGGGAUUUCAUGGCCAGCCUGGAGGCCGAGAAGUUUGACGACGUGAUCGGGGAGAAGGUGGGCAAGACGGAUUACGUCCCGCUCCUGGACGAUGAGGACGGCGACGGCGGCGGUCCGAAGGCCGAGAACCAGGAGGCGAAAGCCAAACCGCGGGCCGAGAACCUUCCUCGGGAGC
Messenger RNA from Protobothrops mucrosquamatus (brown spotted pit viper), 253 nucleotides. RefSeq names its product microtubule-associated protein 4-like. Gene Ontology annotation, molecular function: microtubule binding. The record is from RefSeq and is a predicted model, not a curated record. Gene Ontology annotation, biological process: microtubule cytoskeleton organization; neuron projection development. The transcript has a single exon. Lineage: Eukaryota; Metazoa; Chordata; Lepidosauria; Squamata; Viperidae. Gene Ontology annotation, cellular component: neuron projection. The annotation marks the transcript as partial.